This is a messenger RNA of Telopea speciosissima, 1236 nucleotides long. RefSeq names its product protein SENSITIVE TO PROTON RHIZOTOXICITY 2-like. Gene Ontology annotation, biological process: response to acidic pH; response to aluminum ion. The transcript has a single exon. The record is from RefSeq and is a predicted model, not a curated record. Lineage: Eukaryota; Viridiplantae; Streptophyta; Magnoliopsida; Proteales; Proteaceae. Bases 1 to 1185 code for a protein of 394 amino acids.
AUGGAUUCUCAUUCUCAUUCUCAUUCUCCUUCUCUCUCUGCUUCUUUUCCAUUCUCUGCUAAAAUCUCGCCUGAGAACGACGAGAACGACGCAAGUACGACCGAUCCUCAGCUUCCUCUGUUAAACCUCUCGAUGCUUCAACAAAGAGUGGAUUUUCUUCAACAAUUUCUCUAUCAAAAUGUUCAAAGAAAUACUUUGAUUUGCAGAGAUCAGAUGGAUUUGGUUUCUAACGAAAUCGACUCUGUAAUCCAACAAGUAAUCCUUAACGGAAUUUCUCUACUCGCCUGUUACCAGCAAGAAGCCCCAAUUUUACAAGAAGAUUUGAAGCCGCCUCAUCCUGAUCCUGACGUUCCAAAAGCUGCUUUAAUUGCUUCUUCUUCUUCUUCUUCUUCGAUUGAGAUCUCCGAUAAGAAAAAGAGAGUGAAGGAUGAGAUUGACGAUGGCGAUUACGAUAUUGUCGAAUUAGACGCAGUGGAGUUGCUGGCAGUGAACAUACAUCGUUGCGAGAUCUGCGGGAAGGGAUUCAAGCGAGAUGCUAAUCUUAGGAUGCAUAAGCGUGCGCAUGGAAACCAGUUUAAGACCUUAGAGGCUCUGACGAGACCGGACAGGAAGGAAAGAGGUUAUCUGAGGACGAAAACCAGAUUCUCCUGCCCUUUUAAUGGAUGUACUCGCAACAAAUCGCACGGAUCAUUCAAACCGUUGAAAUCGGCUAUUUGUUUGAAGAAUCAUUUCAAGAGGAGCCAUUGUCCGAAGCUAUUCUCAUGCAAUCGCUGCAACAAGAAGAGCUUUUCUGUGGUGUCUGAUCUCAAGAGCCACCAGAAACACUGCGGGAAGUUGAAGUGGAGGUGUUCUUGUGGUUGGAGUUUCCCUAGGAAAGACAAAUUGUUCGGCCAUAUGGCACUCUUCGAAGGUCACAUGCCUGCUUUUGUUGCAGAAGAAGACGCAGAAUCAAAAAGAGCAGCAAGGAAGGAAGAUGAUGAUGAGGAAUUAGAAGAUCAUUACGAUGAAGAAGAGAUGGAAGAGGUAAAACCAAACCCUAAUUAUUCAAGAGAUGAUACGAUGCUAUUGGAUGGAAUGCUUCAACUUGAAAGCUUCGGUGGGAUUAUUGGAGGGCAAUGUUUAAGUUCAAACACUCCUAGUUCGGUGGCUGAUCAGUUUCAAGAUAUUUGGUGGUCAGGUCCAUGAAGAAGAUUGGUUUGUACUUUUGUUUGUAAUCGUUUGAUCUGUAUAGUGUAA